Molecule: messenger RNA, 2566 nt
Organism: Rhododendron vialii
Lineage: Eukaryota; Viridiplantae; Streptophyta; Magnoliopsida; Ericales; Ericaceae
Product: subtilisin-like protease SBT1.5
Exons: 1
Coding region: 87-2417 (776 amino acids)
Biological process (GO): proteolysis
Molecular function (GO): serine-type endopeptidase activity
Source: RefSeq, a predicted model, not a curated record
AAAUUUAAAAAAUUUCCUAUUCCAUUGCCCACUAUAAAUUAACAACAGUGAAUUCAAGAGAUCCACACAUUCUUCCUCUCUUCAAAAUGGGUCGAUUUUGGCUUCAGAUUUUCACCACUGCUAUUUUUCUCUAUUUGCCUUUCAUGUCCCAUUGUCAAAGUACCCAGACCUUCAUUGUCAGAGUACAAAACGACCUUAAACCGUCCAUUUUUUCCAGCGUCGAGGCGUGGUACGGUGCCACUCUCAGAACUCUAACUUCGUACCCAUUGGACUCUCUUGAAUCCAAAAACAGCCAUGGAGGGAAACAAACAGACUUCCUUCACGUAUACAAAACCGUCUUCCACGGUUUCUCUGCAAGACUAUCGGCCGAGCAAGCCGAAGAACUAUCAAGACGCCCAGAAAUACUUGGAGUCGUACCAGACCAAGUCCGUCACAUCCAGACGACUCGGACACCGUUGUUCCUAGGACUCACCGGGAACAAUCCGACUGGGCUCAUAACCGAGUCCGACUCGGGCUCGGAUGUCAUCAUUGGACUGCUUGAUACCGGUAUCUCCCCCGAACGGCGCAGUUUCCACGACGACGGCCUCGGACCUGUCCCAGCUCGUUGGAAGGGAGAGUGCAUCGGUGGAGAUAAAUUCGUGAAAACAUCCUGCAACAAAAAGGUGAUCGGGGCAAGGUAUUUUUCCGCCGGGUACAAUGCCGGGGAGGCAAAUUCGAGCGAUGUCUUGUCCCCAAGAGACAGCAACGGCCACGGCACUCACACGGCUUCCACCGCAGCCGGAAGGGAAGUGGCCAACGCCUCCCUCUUCGGCUUCGCGGCUGGCGUGGCAGUGGGGAUUGCGCCCAAGGCGAGAAUCGCGGUGUACAAGGUAUGCUGGGAGGUAGGCUGCUUGGACUCGGACAUACUCGCGGGCUUCGACAAAGCCGUUGAAGACGGCGUCGACGUCGUAUCCCUCUCUGUUGGUGGCCAAGGCUCUGGUCCUUAUAAUUUUGACCCGAUCGCUAUCGGAUCAUUCGGUGCCAUGGAGAGAGGAAUCUUUGUCUCCGCCUCCGCCGGUAACAGUGGUCCUGAUGACAUGACAGUAGCCAAUGUCGCUCCUUGGACAACAACCGUGGGCGCAAGCACAAUUGAUAGAAAAUUCCCGGCUGAUCUUAUUUUGGCAGAUGGAACGGUCAUCACAGGAUCGUCAUUAUACGCCGGUAAACCGUUGGAUGGAAAGACUUAUCUCCCCCUUAUUUAUGCCAUGAAUGCUGCCGAAGGCAAUCUGAGUCCGUCGACAUUAUGCAUGCCGGGAUCGCUAGACGAAAAGCUCGUACGCGGCAAGAUCGUGGUGUGCGACAGGGGCGAAGUUCCGCGCGUCGCCAAGGGACUCGCGGUGAGGGAAGCCGGCGGGGUCGGGGUGGUCGUGGCAAACGUGGCCCCGGAAGGCGAAGGUCUACUCGCGGACCCGCACUUGAUUCCCGGAUUGAUGAUCACCGAAUCAGCGGGCAACAAAGUUCGCGAUUACAUCAGCCGUUCGAAGGACCCUAGGGCCAAAAUAAUUCCUCACGGGACACGGCUGGGGGUGAAGCCCGCGCCCGUAGUUGCGUUGUUCUCCUCGAGGGGGCCUAAUGGUGCGUCGUCGUACGUUCUCAAGCCCGACAUGAUCGCGCCGGGUGUUGACAUCCUGGCCGCCUGGCCUGACACCGUGUCGCCGUCUGAACUCCCAGAGGAUGCGAGGCGCAGCGAGUUCAAUAUACUCUCGGGCACAUCGAUGUCGUGCCCUCACGUUUCGGGUUUGGCUGCCUUGCUUAAGGGAGCUCAUCGUGAUUGGUCACCCGCUAUGAUCCGGUCCGCCCUCAUGACCACUGCUUACACUGUUGAUGGUAACGGAAAGCCAUUGCUAGACGAGAGAGAUUACCGCGCAUCAAACGUGUGGGGGAUAGGUUCCGGGCAUGUUGAUCCACAAAAGGCGGCUGAUCCUGGCUUGGUGUAUGAUCUCACAGUGAAUGAUUACUUGGACUUUCUCUGUUCAUCCAACUACAGCGUCGCAGACAUAAACCAAAUCACAAGAAAGUCAGUUAGCUGCAAAGGGAAAAAGUUCACACCGUGGGAGCUCAACUAUCCAGCAAUCUCCGUUGCUGUCGCUAUGUCAUCACGAUUGCCCAAAUUUGAAGUUGCGGUUACGAGAACGGUGACACAAGUUAGUGAUGGUGCUUCGAGCUAUGUCGCAACGGUUACCCCGCCAAGAGGUGUAAACGCGACCGUUGAUCCACCGAUGAUGGAGUUUAAAGGGAAGGGUGAGAAGAAGAGCUACGUGGUUCGGAUUUCCACAGCAAAUAAGCCACCUGGCAAGUCGAUUACGGAGGCCGGUAAGCUGACGUGGACCGACGGCAAACACAAGGUCACUUCACCAAUCGUGGUGGUGUGGCAGUAGGGCAAAGUAUAAAGUUUUUUUCCAUCGAAGAUAAAGAAUUAUCAUGUGUACAUUUUAUAUGGUUCAAGAUUUCAUUGUUGAUAAUGGGUUUCAUUGUUAAUAAUGGACAUAUAUAAUGGGGCAUUAAACUACUGAUGAUUCGAAAUUAA